Messenger RNA from Scophthalmus maximus (turbot), 993 nucleotides. RefSeq names its product transcription factor 15 (gene tcf15). Gene Ontology annotation, biological process: developmental process; regulation of transcription by RNA polymerase II. Bases 166 to 708 code for a protein of 180 amino acids. NCBI's taxonomy places the organism in Eukaryota, Metazoa, Chordata, Actinopteri, Pleuronectiformes, Scophthalmidae. Gene Ontology annotation, molecular function: protein dimerization activity; DNA-binding transcription factor activity, RNA polymerase II-specific; RNA polymerase II transcription regulatory region sequence-specific DNA binding. The transcript is spliced from 2 exons. The record is from RefSeq and is a predicted model, not a curated record.
UGCAGCUAUAAGAGUCCAGCUGGGCAGGUGGUCAGGAUCCGUCCUGACUCAGAAACACGGUCAACUUGUUCAAACGCAGAUGGUUAUUUGCAGCCAUAUUGAGAUGUAGGAACGUGUCGUCGGAUUAAUGAAGCAGAGGAUCUGGAGCUGGACCUCUGAUUCCUUAUGAUGACUUCUGCCAUGAUGCGGCCUGUGGCGACGCACCUCAUCUAUUCAGACUUCGCUCUCAUGUCCGAGGAUGAGGAAAACCGCAGCGAGAGCGACGGAAGCUCGGAGCAAAGUUACGGAGACUCCAGCGAGAAGCGCAGAAGGAUUUCGCGUAAACUGGAAGGAGACUCCACGGUGGUGGUGAAGCAGAGGAGCGCCGCCAACGCCAGGGAGCGAGGCCGGACCCAGAGCGUCAACACCGCGUUCACGGCCCUUCGGACUCUCAUACCCACCGAGCCAGUGGACAGGAAACUGUCCAAGAUAGAAACUCUUCGCCUGGCGUCGAGCUACAUCUCCCAUCUGGCCAACGUGCUUCUGAACGGAGACGGGGGCGCGGAUGGACAGCCGUGCCUCGGCGCGGUCCAUGCGCACGGGGGCAGCGCGGCGAAGCAGCCGCGGAGCAUCUGCACCUUCUGCCUGAGCAACCAGAGGAAAGAGAUUAAAGAUGGAAAAGACUGUUUAAAAAUGCGAGGACUGGGUCCACUGCGGAUGAGACGCUGACUGAAGACAAGUGAAACAUCAGCAACCUGAAAAUAAUCAUAGAGUUUCUCAGGGAAGAGUCAAAGCUGGAGUUACAACACACACACACACACACACACCGACACACACACACACACACACACUGUACCCAUGCUGGAUCAAAGGAUAGAAGAGGAAAAACUAUUUAUACUUGACUGAGAAAUCUAAGCAUAAGCCUUUCAAGGAUGCAGUGCAUUUGUUUGAAACUUAUGAGUUUUUGUCCUUUUGGUUUUAAAUUUUUUUUUAAAUAAAAUAUAUUUUAUCAAA